Molecule: messenger RNA, 1023 nt
Organism: Coniophora puteana RWD-64-598 SS2
Lineage: Eukaryota; Fungi; Basidiomycota; Agaricomycetes; Boletales; Coniophoraceae
Product: glutathione S-transferase C-terminal-like protein
Exons: 7
Coding region: 90-860 (256 amino acids)
Cellular component (GO): cytoplasm
Source: RefSeq, a predicted model, not a curated record
CAAACACCGCACCGUGUCUUUAAGACUCUUUCUGAGGCGGUGUUUGCGGUUUCGUCAAGAGACAUUAGGUGGUCCCUCGAGCUCAGAUCAUGUCUAAUCUACAGCUGACUUUUUACGGAUACAAGACGAGCGCUCAUGCCCUGAGGGUUGCAAUCGCUCUCACGCAUGCUCAAGCCCAGUACACGUACCAGGACAUCGACCUCAUUAACCAGCCUGAGUGGUUCGCCGCUAAGAUCAAUCCCGCAGGAAAGGCAUGUCCUCCGUCACCCAGAAACCAUGUCCCCGCCAUCACAAUAGGCGGCCCGCCCGUCCCCCCGGACGAGCCCUCCCCAGAAUCGACGAAGCUCGCCGAGUCUAUCGUCAUCCUCGAGCUCAUCGCGGAUCUGUACCCGUCAUCGGGGCUCAUGCCCGCCGAUCCCAUUCAGCGUGCCAAAGUCCGUUUUUUUACGCAGAUGCAGGCUGACCUGUUCUCGAGCAAAUACGUCGCCUGGUUCAUGUUCGGGAAGAAAGACGGCUGGAAGGAUAUGGUCGAAGGCGCUAGGAAUCUGCAGGCGCUCUUGCCCGAGAGCGGGGAUGGCUAUGCGGUCGGAAACGAGUUGACGAUCGCGGAUUGUGCGCUCGCGCCAUUCUGGGGGAGGACCAGAGUGUGUUUUGAGCAGGGCAUCGGGAGAAUUGACCCGGAGGAGGCGAAACUCCUAAAGGAGGCGAUGGAUGCUCCGGAGAUGGAGAAGUUCAGGGCAUACGCGGAUCGGUUGAUGGCGCAUCCGAGCGUGAAGGAAAACUGGGACGAUGAAGGAGCUGUCGAACGUUCGAAGACCAUCGUCGCUACGUUAAACAGAAGGUUCGGUUCGAAGCGGUGAAUGCUCCAAUCGCAGACGCAGCUCCUUCUCGAUAUUGUUGUACGUACACAUCCCUAAAUGUGUUCUUGCGCCACCAUUUGCUGUAAACUUACUUCGAUUACACACAAUCGGACCUUCGACAGCUUUGGAGAUACCGCGCUACGACUCCACGACUAUACCCGAC